This is a messenger RNA of Saprolegnia diclina VS20, 1104 nucleotides long. RefSeq lists its product as hypothetical. Bases 31 to 1056 code for a protein of 341 amino acids. NCBI's taxonomy places the organism in Eukaryota, Oomycota, Saprolegniomycetes, Saprolegniales, Saprolegniaceae. The transcript has a single exon. The record is from RefSeq and is a predicted model, not a curated record.
CGAAUUUCCAGCAACAAGCGAACAAGCACCAUGGACGUGUUUGCGGGCCUCGACCCUCUUGGCGGCAAGGGCAGCAAGCCCACGACGACGCCGAGCUACCCGCCGUACGGCGCGCCGCCACCGCAGGCCAACAUGGGCGGUAUGCCCACGUCCAACUUUGGCAGCAACGGCCGCGGUAUGAACAACGGCAACCCGAUGAUGGGUGGCAUGCCUGCCUCCAACUGCGGCAGCAACGGCGGCUCGUCCAUCAACAUGGGCGGUAUGCCUGGUAUGCACGCCGCGAUGCCACCGAUGGGCGGCAUGCCUGGCAUGAACAUGAACAUGAGCAUGGGCGGUAUGCCAACGGGUAACUUUAGCAGCAACGGCUCGUCUGCCAUGCACAUGGGCGGUAUGCCAGGGAUGACUCCGAUGUCACCCAUGGGUGGUAUGAACAUGGGCGGCAUGCACGCGAUGCCGGGCAUGAUGAACGGCAUGGGCGGCGGCAUGAACAUGGCGCCCAAUGGUAUGGGCAUGCCUCCGCAAGGCCCGCCGGCCGCGCAGCCCGUCAUGUACGACAACAUCAAGAACCUUCUCGAGAAGAAGGCGCCGCCGAGCACACCCACCGGCGCCGAUGGCGGUGGCGACAUGUUCAGCUGUUUCGGCGGCGGCGACAAACCGAGCUCACGCACGUCCAGUGGGACGUCCUCGAGCGCGCAAGCGCCGGCCGGGGCGUUUGAUCCGUUUGGCGGCAGCGGCGCACCACCGGCCCCGACCUCGGCAGGCGUUAACCUCUCGAUCUUUGGUGAUGCAGCGCCGUCGACGUCGUCCGGCAACAUUUCGACAAGCUCGUCGACGCCCAAGAACAGUGCGCUCGCCGACCGUCUCCGAGGCUCCAAGCGGCAGACGCAGGAAGCCCAGCGGGCAUCGCUCAACGUGGGGACGUACGCCAACUCGAACGCCGCGCUGGCUGCGACGCCAUCCAUCAAGAAGCAGCUGGGCGGUGCGGAUGCUGCGCCUACUGGCAACGCGCCAGCGACGACGGCGACCUCGAGUCCCGACAACCUCUUGGGCUUUUAGUCAUCGCCACAACUAACUUUUAAUCGAGACACUAAUAUUUGAAACCAA